Messenger RNA from Puntigrus tetrazona (Sumatra barb), 4070 nucleotides. Its product is annotated as protein MB21D2. The record is from RefSeq and is a predicted model, not a curated record. Bases 396 to 1895 code for a protein of 499 amino acids. The transcript is spliced from 2 exons. Lineage: Eukaryota; Metazoa; Chordata; Actinopteri; Cypriniformes; Cyprinidae.
AAUGACUAAAAUAAAAAAAUUAAAUAAAAAAAUAACAUAAUAUAUGUAUAUGCAAAACCUCCUGAAAAUGAAAUGGGGAGGAAAUAAACACAUAUGAAAUUAAUAAAUAAUACUUGCCUAAUUAUUCACGUGUUUGAUUUCAAUUUGAGUGUAUUUAAUUAAUGGAUUAAUUAUAUAUUUCAACAUUUAUUACGUUAUUAUUUAUAAUUUAAUUUUGAGUAAUUUAUCCUUCCAUAUUUUUAGCACGUGUAUAAUCCAAAAAAAAAAAAAAGAAAGAAAGAAAGAAAGAAAGGGAAAAAAUCAGUGUGUGUCCGCAGCUGCGCAUCAUCCCGCCUCCAGCUCGAGCACAGCGCCUGCGCUCCUCCGCGGCUCCGGUUCACCGUCUCCUCGCGAACAUGGCGGCGCCUGCGCUCUCCAGCCGGGCUGGUUCAGCCGGCAGCAGCCCCACCGCCACCCCGAGCAGCACCAAGCACGUCCCGCAGGCCCCCGAGCUGGACUUCAGGUCCGGGGCCAGGAUAGAGGAGCUCAACCGGCUGAUCGCCGAGUUCGGCAAGCACGAGCAGCGCGAGUAUGACGACCAGCGCGCGCUCGAGAUCCACACGGCCAAGGACUUCAUCUUCUCCAUGCUCGGCAUGGUGCAGAAGUUGGACCAGAAGCUUCCGGUCGCCAACGAGUACCUGCUGUUGUCCGGCGGGGUACGGGAAGGCGUGGUUGACAUGGAUCUGGACGAGUUGACGGUAUAUGCGCGGGGAGCUGAUUACGACAUGGACUUCACGUUACUGGUUCCCGCGCUCAAACUCCACGACCGAAACCAGCCGGUCACGCUGGACAUGCGUCACUCGGCGCUCUGCCACUCCUGGCUCAGCCUGCGUCUGUUUGACGAGGGCACCAUCAACAAGUGGAAGGACUGCUGCACCGUUGUAGACCACGUAAACGGUGCCACCAAUUACUUUUUCUCGCCAACGCUGGUGGCCGACUGGUUCUACGAGUCAAUUAGUAUGGUUCUGGCGGAGAUUCAGAAGAAACCACAGCGCGGCGUGCCGCGGGUCGAGAAGGUAGAGCGCAGCGCUACUGUCAUCUCCAUCAUUUUGGGCGUCGGAGGCAGUCGGAUGCUGUACGAUGUGGUUCCAGUAGUGUCGUUCAAAGGCUGGCCGGCGGUGGCCCAAAGCUGGCUAAUGGAGAACCAUUUUUGGGACGGGAAAAUCACGGAGGAGGAAGUGAUCAGUGGCUUUUACCUGCUGCCCGCCUGCUCUUCUACGGGCCAGAAGGAAAACGAAUGGCGCUUGUCAUUCGCGCGCAGCGAGGUGCAGCUGAAGAAGUGCAUCUCUGCCAGUCUCAUGCAGGCGUACCAGGCUUGUAAAGCUCUGAUUAUUAAGCUUCUCUCUCGACCGAAAGCCAUCAGCCCGUAUCAUCUGCGCUCGCUCAUGCUUUGGGCCUGCGACCGCCUGCCGCAUACGUACUUGGCACAGGAAGAUUACGCUGCGCACUUUUUGCUGGGGUUGAUCGACGACUUGCAGCAUUGCUUGGUGAAUAAGACCUGCCCGAAUUACUUCAUCCCGCAAUGCAACAUGCUAGAACACCUCAGCGACGACACGGCCAUGCUGCAUGCGCGCAAGCUGUCGUCCGUUCGCUCGGACCCAGCAGAACACUUGCGAAGCGCAAUAGAGCACGCUAAAGCCGCGUCGCGACUCACGCUGGAGCUCCAGUGGCGCGGGGGGAGCUCAAACCUGUCAUCCCCCUUGUCAGAAACUGGAGCCGAUCAGCAACCGGAUGACCGGCUUGCGAAGAAACUCCAGCAGCUGGUCACGGAGAAUCCUGGGAAGUCCAUCUCGGUCUUCAUCAACCCAGACGACGUCACGCGACCUCACUUCCGCAUUGAUGACAAAUUCUUCUGAAGCCACCCAAACUGAUCUGAUUAGGCGCUGGCUGCAGAUGACCUCACAUUUCAAUUAAAGAUACAUUAUUCUGAAGCCACACCCUCUGAUCUGAUUGGGUGUUGUCUGCAGAUGACCUCAGAUUUCCAUUGAUGACAAAUUCUGAAGCCACUCCCUAUUAUCUGAUUGGGUGCUGGGUGCAGAUGCUCACAUUUCCGUUGAUGGCAGUUAAUUCUGAAGCCACGCCCUCUGAUUUGAUUGGGUGCUGGCUGCAGAGGUCUUCAUAGAACCUCACUUUUGCAUUGAAAAUUGCUCUGAAGCCACGCCCUCUGAUCUGAUUGGGUGCUGGGUGCAGAUGCUCACAUUUCCGUUGGUGACAAAUAAUUCUGAAGCCACGCCCUCUGAUCUGAUUGGGCGUUGACUGCAGAUGACCUCCCAUUUCCAUUGAUGACAGUUAAUUCUGAAGCCACGCCCUCUGAUUUGAUUGGGUGCUGGCUGCGGAAGUCUUCAUACAACCUCACUUUUGCAUUGAUAAUUGCUCUGAAGCCACGCCCCUGAUCUGAUUGAAAGUUGACAACCUCACUGUAGCUUUAAUGAUCAGUUCUUCUGAAGCCACACCCCCUGAUCUGAUUGGACGCUGAUUGCAGACAACCUCACUAUAACAUUAAAGAUCAAUUCUUCUGAAGCCACGCCCCCUAAUCUAGACUUUUUUUCAUUUUGAAAGAGCCCCAGAAGCAGGAAGCCGCGUGUUUUGCGCAGCGCUGGAGAUGGUAAACGCUUCAGGCUCUAAAUAUGAUGUUAAAAAUGGACAUGAUCCUGUUUCACUGCUGCCAGUUUGAAGUCAUGUUCACAUAUCUGUUCCUCCCCAUUACGGACGCCCAGCUUUUACGGGAAGGAUGGCGAGAGAUUUAUGGAAGGAUGUGGGGGGAGGACUGUCUGUGCAUGGCUUGUGUGGAAAACAGGAAAUCCAUAACUCCACUCAGAAGUGCAAUUAGACAAAAUGUGUUUAUACGCUUUACUUGUAAGUACACUGUAACAUGAUACUGUAAACACGCUAUUUUAGACGCCAUCGUUUAACAAACACACUUACAGAAGAACUUUAUUCUCACAAACUGCACAUUAGGACUCCAAAAAUACACACAAACACACUCCCUGUGACGAUGGAUGUUGGUUUUAUUUUAACACGGAGUCUCUUGAGGUGAAUCUCAUGGGAACAUUUUGUGCAUCAUUUUACCCCUUACAAAAUAAAAUAAAAUAUAUAAAUGAAUAAAUAAUUUAAAUAAUAAUAAAAAUAAAUAAAUAAAAAUAAAAAAAUAUAUAUUGAUUCUGUGCAUCAUUUUACCUCUUACAAAAUAAAUUAAAUAAUAAUAAUAAAAAUUCUAUAUAUAUAUAUAUAUAUAUAUUUCUCAUUACUGUAAUAGGGAUUAAAAAUAUUGCAUAUUAAAUAAAAUAUCUUUUUUGCAAUGCAUUAAGAACAGCAAGGUAAAAAAUCCAUCUCGAUCCUAAAAAGGAUUUUAAAUGGCUUUUGUGAGAUUCACCUCUUGAAAGAAAAAUUUUAAACUUUGUGUUUCUUUUUUUUAUAUAUAUACAUAUAUAUACACACACAUACACAUAUUUAUAUAUGCUGCUAAACAUGAUAGGUGCAUUGAAUAAUUUGUUUUUGUAAUCAUUUGAGUAUUUUGAUCAUGUGAUGUGCUUUGUAACUGUACAUACUGCUGUAAUUAACCCCGCCCACUUCUCCCGGUUAGACCAAUCAGCCUCAGCCAAUCGUGUGACGCGCGCUCAUUUAAUUAUUGACAUGCAUAUCUUUGCAUGUGAUUGGUAGGAGGGACGGAUCACAACAGACCAAACGUGAACCUUCGAGCUCUACAGGGACCAAUCGUAAUGCCUUAUUACAGAAAAUAAACGAGUGCGGUGUUUUUAUUCCGAUCAAGGGGAUCCUAAAGACUCUUUUACAGCCCCGCCACGUGUUUCUCUUUAUACCAGAAGGACGUGAACAGAACGUGUUGAUUUAUUUUAAUUGUCGUCAUGAAGCUAAUGUCCAUGAAAAUCGUGUGUACAUGUUAUUCUUAUGCUUGAUAAAUAUCUCUAACAUGCCAGCGGACACCUCAGCAAAAUAACAUAUCUGCUCUGGAUCGGUGUUGCAUUGCAUUUUAAACUUGUGUUUGGUAAAUAAAGCUGUACAGAUGCGCAAAA